Molecule: messenger RNA, 1905 nt
Organism: Gossypium arboreum
Lineage: Eukaryota; Viridiplantae; Streptophyta; Magnoliopsida; Malvales; Malvaceae
Product: phenylalanine N-monooxygenase-like
Exons: 2
Coding region: 79-1728 (549 amino acids)
Molecular function (GO): iron ion binding; heme binding; monooxygenase activity
Source: RefSeq, a predicted model, not a curated record
UCUCAUAUAUAAACAUCCGAGAUACCCUCAAAUAUUUCAAAACCAAGGAAUCCUUUAACAGUCAAAUUCCAGUUUGCAAUGGACAAUACUUCUUCAAUCAAUGUUUUGUUCCCCUCUCUUCCAUGUGUUUUGCAUGAAUUUGCUACCUCUUGUCUUGUUUUGGCUCGACCAACAUUUCUGGUUUUGUGUCUACUUGUUUCCCUUUUUGUUGUCAAAGCGAAGGGCAAAAGCAGAAAGAAACCUGAUCUCCCUCCGGGGCCAACUCCUUGGCCAAUCAUUGGGAACAUUCCCGAGAUUUUAUCCAAAAAAAAUAAGCCAACAUAUCGAUGGAUUCAUUGCUUCAUGAAGGAACUCAACACUGAUAUUGCUUGCAUCAGGCUUGCCAACACUCAUGUCAUUCCCGUCACUUCACCUGAGAUUGCUCGAGAGUUCUUGAAGAAACAUGAUGCAGUUUUCGCAUCGAGGCCUGUUACAAUGGCAACCGAGUAUUCUAGCCGAGGGUUCUUGACCAUAGCUGUGGUUCCAUGGGGAGAUCAAUGGAAGAAAAUGAGAAAAGUGAUGGCUUCUGAGAUUAUAACCCCAGCAAGACUUCGUUCGUUACUUGACAAAAGAACCGAAGAAGUUGAUAAUCUUGUUAGGUUCAUAUACAACCAAUGCAAGAGCAAUGGUGGCUCAUCAGCAGUUAUAAAUCUGAGACUUGCAGCGAGGCAAUGCACUGGAAAUAUUAUCAGGAAGAUGAUGUUCAACCGAAGAUUCUUUGGGGAAGGACGUAAAGAUGGAGGCCCUGGAUAUGAAGAAGUAGAGUAUAUUGAAUCAGUAUUUACAGUGCUCCGUCACCUUUACAGUUUCAUCUUAUCAGAUUAUAUGCCCUGGUUGAGACCCUUGGAUUUGGAAGGUCAUGAAAAGAUUGUAAGUGAGGCCAUGAAAGUUGUGAAUGGAUACAAUGAUCCUUUGAUUGAUAAGAGAGUAAAAGAGUGGAAAGAUGGGAAGAGGAAAGAGCCUGAAGACCUGCUUGAUGCCUUCAUUUUAGCUAUGGAUUCAGAGGGGAAACCAGCACUUUCAGUCGAAGAAAUCAAAGCCCAAUGCACUGAAAUGAUGUUCGCAACACUGGAUAAUCCAUCGAAUGCAGCGGAAUGGGCAAUGGCGGAGAUGAUAAACCAACCUGAAAUCCUCCAGAAAGCAACGGAGGAAAUAGAAGGAGUUGUUGGAAACCAGAGGUGGGUUCAAGAGUCUGAUAUUCCAAGACUCAACUACGUAAAAUCUUGUGCAAAGGAAGCAUUUCGGAUUCACCCCAUUUCACCCUUCAACUUGCCCCAUGUCUCAAAUGUUGAUGCCAUCGUUGCUGGCUACUUCAUCCCCAAAGGCAGCCAUGUUUUGCUUAGUCGGCUAGGCUUAGGCCGGAACCCCAAGGUUUGGGACGAGCCAUUGGGGUUCAAACCUGAGCGACACUUGAAGGAUGGGUGCAUUGAAGAAGUUGAUCUGACAGAGACAGAACUGAGGUUCAUAUCGUUUAGUACAGGGAGACGUGGGUGCAUGGGGGUGGCUCUUGGAAGUGCAAUGACAGUGAUGGUGUUGGCAAGGCUUAUUCAAGGAUUUUCAUGGAGGGUGCCAUCAAAUGAGGCUAACAUCGAUCUCUCCGUGUCGGAAAAUGAUCUUUUCAUGGCGAAACCUUUGCAUGCAAUGGCUAAACCUCGCUUGCCUGGAGAGCAACUAUAUUCGCCCUAUUAAUUUUCAGUGAUGAAAUGCUUCUGUAUGUAGGAAACGAUCGAUAGCAUAGAUUUAGAUAUGGCGUAUCAAUGAUCUAUAACUAUAACUGAAAAGAAGGCUAAAUUUUAUUAUGAGUACCUGUACUUUACAAAAGUUGUAGACUUAGUACUUGUAUUUUAAUUUUUUCAAUUUUUAAAA